AUGCUUCCCCUGAUCUGCGUCUGGCCGGGGCACAUUCCCCACGAGCAGGCGACGGCGCUGGCCGUGUCUCGCGACGGCUCCACCCUCUUCACAAGAGUCCGGCCGGCAAUGAACAUGCUCAAAUCAUCCGACGGAGGCGAGACGUGGACGCUGGCGAACCGGGGCCUCCCGGACAGGAAGUUCUUUGCCCCUUUCGGGGGGCAAAAGGCCCACUUCCAGCCGGCAGAGACGAUUGUCAUCUCUCCCGCCUUCAGCUCCGACCAAACCGUCUUUGCUGCAUUUGGCGCGGGCGGCGCAAAGAGCGCCUGCGGACUGUGGCGCUCGCGGGACGGUGGCAUCAACUGGAACAAGCUCUCGCGCGCGCCGCUUCCUCGGGGCGCCUUUGAUGGCCGCGGCUCACCCGUCCUUGCCCUCGCGCAUGACUUUGCAGCGAGUGGCGUCGCGCUGCUCAUCGGGUCCGGCUCGCAACUGCUGCGGUCUGAGGACCACGGCGAGACUUUUCAGCCGGUGAGCGACGUCAACCGCAGCGUCGUCUUUGUCACCGCGACGAGCAGCGCACUCGUCGCUGGUGACACGGAUGGGGAGAUCCUCUGGUCGACGGACGGUGGCAACAAGUGGCGGACCGCAAUAAUGCUCGCCAAUGUCACAUCGUCGCUCGCCGAGGUGGCGACGUCCAGCCCUUCUGCGGGCGGGCCCAUCGAGCUUUUUGCGGGAUCGGCGGGGGGCGUGUGGCACAUUCGCCUCCCUCGGACCCAAGAACCGGACCGCAAGCCCACAAGCGCGCUGCUCGGAGAGCUCACAGCCGCGGGUGGCGCCGCGGCCUCCGACGUGACCCAUGUGUGUUCUACAAGGAGCGGCGCUCUCCUCGUCGUCACCGAGGGCUUUGCUGACCGCGGCGUCCACGGCAGCGUGUUCCGCAGCACCGACGGAGGCCGCACGUGGGCGAACGAGCUCGCCAACGGGCUCGCAAUCUGCCGCUCCUGUCCAGAUUGGAGGGGCAGCGGCGGGCCGAGUUUCUCUCACCUCUCCUGCGCUGACAGUGGCGACGCGUUCGUCGCGUCGUACGUUGGAAUCUUUCGGCACCGAGCGCGAGACUCUGCGUGGCGCCAUCUCGAGACGAUAGGCCAGGAGUUGCUCUCGCUUUCGGUGGGGCGGAGCGACGUCGGGGGAGAGCGAGGCUUCCAUCUAUCCGCAUGCCCCACUGCGGGAGACUGUGUCACCGCCUCCGUGAGCGAGCGAGCGCUGCGCUCCUACAGUUUGCAAUAUUCACCAGACGGUGCCCCGCCCAUCGAACUGGCCAGGAUGACCUCGCCGUGGCCGGCCGUCUGCCAGGGCGAAGGCGGCGGUCUCGCUGAGUGUGGAGAGUUUGACAGCCCUCUGGCGAGGAUGCACAACGUCGUGGAACACGCGCCUAACUUCGAGCGCAACGGUGUCGCGCUUCGGUCGACGGUGCACGUGAAUGGGCUGCUACGCACCAUCGAUGGCGGGGCUACCUGGAGCUACGUGAAGCUGCCGACGCUCUUCGCCAGCAUGGCGCGAGCGAUGGUGCACUCGAUCGCGUUUUCGCCAACCUUUGAGACAGACGCGACGGUGUUCGUCGGCGGCUUCAACCUCGGCGUGGCGCGCUCCACCGACGGCGGCGCAACGUUUGAGACGUCGUGGCGACCUCCUCGCCUCCAGAGCACACAGGUGUCGCCGUCGCCACACUUUGCCAGCGACCAAACGGUACUCGCGCUCCUGACGCCGCUGGGCAAGGACGACCUCGCGUACAUCGGCGCCUCCCUCAGCGCUGCCCUCUUCCCGGGCGGCUACGACCCUGGCGAGCAGGAGCUGCAUCUUUCAAAGGAUGGGGGACGGUCGUGGGAGCCAUUCGAACUGGCUGGCCGAACCGGGUCAGGGAACUGGACCGCCGCCCUGUUGGGCGACGACCUCGUCAUCGGCGUCCACCGCGGCACGCUUGUGUUCCGCAGCCUCGCUGAUCGAGGCUGGUGCGCGCCUCUCAAGAGUCGUGUCGGGCUUGGCGCGUUACAGGUCGACGCCGCUGGGAGAGAGGUGCUGGUCGGUCUUGUGGGCGGCGGCGCAAUCCGAGGACGCCCGUCUUCCCGGGACUGCACCCUGGGGGAGACUGCUAUGGCGGUGGUCGGUGCGGCCGAGCCGAUGGUCUUUGACCUUCCAUCCUACCGGGCCAACGCCGUGCGCGGCUACGGCCGCAUUGUCGCCUUCUCGCCCGAUUUCGCCAAUGACGGCGUGCUGUUUGGCGCCUCGUUCUACUCUGUCCUCGCCUCCCUCGACCGCGGCUCCACCUGGCGCACCGUCUUUCGGUUGGGACACACCACCUCACGCGGCUGCGACGUUGGGUGUCGUCGCUGCAGCGGCGGGUUCAACCUGUUGCCGAAUGACUACAUGCUGAGCAAGAGCCGGAUGACCCCCUCUGGGCGCAUCAGCGCGCUCGGCACUAAUCCACAAGGGGCACGCCUUCCCUUGGUCCCAAGAAACACACCCCGCCGGUACUGCCUAGUAUGCGACGAGGCCUACCCGCUACGCAAUGCGAGCGACGGGACGUGUUCCCAGUAA
Emiliania huxleyi CCMP1516 is the source of this 2574-nucleotide messenger RNA. RefSeq lists its product as hypothetical. The record is from RefSeq and is a predicted model, not a curated record. Gene Ontology annotation, molecular function: protein binding. NCBI's taxonomy places the organism in Eukaryota, Haptophyta, Isochrysidales, Noelaerhabdaceae. Gene Ontology annotation, biological process: xyloglucan metabolic process. The coding region runs from base 1 to 2574 and encodes 857 amino acids. The transcript has a single exon.